AUGUCCUAUUCACAGUGCAAAUCGCUCUUGGUUUUCUUUUACUAUGUCUGGAACACGGCUGCUCUCGAUCUUGUCCCAAUCCCCGCUCAACAUCCGUCCCUGCUACUCAAGCGUCAGGCAGACAACACGCAGGAGUCCGACGACGGCCUUGGGGUGGAACUGGUUGACUUCGAGAGCUUCUACUGGGGCGGCCAUGGAGGCGAUAAUCUCAUCUACGCAAACCUGACGCUCCUCUAUAAGGAUGAGUUUGAGUCUAUCAUCAACAUGGAGCGGUUUGACGGCCUUCUUCAGGCUGUCGCGUGUGAACAGCCCAUGACUCUGGAGUUCAGGGACGAGCCGUCUUUCACCCAGGCCAGCACAAUCUGGAACUGGGUCAACGACGAUGUCAACAACACCUUCGUCAUGGUGACCGAGAGGUGCGGCACCGGCGCAGAUGUAGACCGCCAACCCUUUCUCGUCCGCAAGAUAAAGUUUGAUGUGCCAAGCUUUAAGGUGUUCCUCGAUGCCGAGCCCAAGGACUGGAUCGACGUGGCCAAGAACUACACGUUCCACAUUGGCUACGCGCCAGCAGUCAAUGCCACUCCUACUCUUGAUCGCCGCGGUCCAGACUUUACCCUGAGUCUGGCGAGCAGCUUCAACAGGAACCUGUUCCACCAGAAGGUCUCGGGCUUGGACCUCUCGGUCGACUGCUCGCACUGCGGCACCACCGGGCGGUUGCUCGUUGACUUUGACCUCGACGUUGGCUGGAAGGGCCCCAAGCUCUCGAUGAAGGUGAACCCGCAAGACGUGGCUGCCUUUGUCCAGCUGACCAUGUCGGCCGAGGGGACGCUCUCCAAAGCCCUCCGCUGGGAAAAGACGCUGGUGUCGAUCUCGAUUGAGGGCAUCAAGAUCAAUAAGAUUGGCAAGAUUGGUGCUUUCCUAGACAUUGAGGUCGGCCUCAGUCUUGACGAGUGGACGGGCGAAGUUGAGACCAGCUUCGGGGCCCAGAUGGCGCUCUCCAAUGCUGCUGUCAUUGACGUCAAAGUCUUUGACUUUGCUCACGGCAGGUUCUCUGGAUGGGAUCCGGCACUCACAGCCCUGCCAUUUACACUCGGAGCCAAAGUAGCCGGCUCGGUGCAGCUCUACGCCCAGCCCUCAAUAUCACUCAGCGCCGAAGCCCUGAACCACGGCCUAGAGCUGAGCCUCGACCUUCGAAUGCCCUAUGUCGAAAUCGACUUUGCCGCAGUUGCAAGCUCGAGCGGCGUGUGUAGGACGCAAAAGUCGGCCGGUGUUAAUCUCGACGCAUCGGCGGGGGUUGACCUGUCGGUUUAA
This is a messenger RNA of Lasiosphaeria miniovina, 1311 nucleotides long. RefSeq lists its product as uncharacterized. The transcript has 2 exons. The record is from RefSeq and is a predicted model, not a curated record. Lineage: Eukaryota; Fungi; Ascomycota; Sordariomycetes; Sordariales; Lasiosphaeriaceae. Bases 1 to 1311 code for a protein of 436 amino acids.